Molecule: messenger RNA, 904 nt
Organism: Ipomoea triloba (trilobed morning glory)
Lineage: Eukaryota; Viridiplantae; Streptophyta; Magnoliopsida; Solanales; Convolvulaceae
Product: ribosomal L1 domain-containing protein CG13096-like
Exons: 3
Coding region: 147-680 (177 amino acids)
Source: RefSeq, a predicted model, not a curated record
CCCGUUUGGACACUCAACCCCAACCCUAACACCUUGCUCUCUCUCCCCCCCAUUUCCCUCUCCUUCCCAGUACCCACUCUCUCCUCCUGUCUCCUUUCCCCGUUGUUGUAGUUUUUGCAGAUAUUUUUGGGCUUUGGAUUUUGAGAAUGGAUGCCAGUGGUUUAGGGUCUGAAGUGGCUUUUGCUCUACGGGAAAUUGUGGUGAGCUCUGUUUUGGAAGCUAUGGUAGCUGAGGCUCUUUCGGCUACCGUGAGAUCUGCUUCCUGUCUGCUUAUGAUGAUGGAAUGUCUGUUGAAGAAUAAUGAUGGUUUACCAGAAUUGAGAUGGACCGACGAAAGGUUUCCCAUUGCUGAACUUCACAGAAAGAACAAGGCUGAGGUUGAAAAUAAAGAUGGUAGUGAUACAGAGGAUGAUGAUGAAGAAGGUGAUGAUGGUGAGGCAGAUGAUGAUGAUGAUGAUGCUGGUGAUGAAGACUUCUCGGGCGAUGAAGGGGGAGAUGAUGACGAUGAUGGGGAUCCUGAGGAAAAUCCCGAGGCUAAUGGUAAUGAAGGAGGCAGUGAUGACGAAGAUGAUGAUGAGGAUGACGACGAUGGAGACGAUGAUGAGGACGGUGAUGAGGACGAAGAAGAAGAGGAAGACGAGGAAGAUGAGGAUCAACCACCUGCUAAGAAGAGAAAGUGAAAUGGUGCUAGAUGAUUGAUGUUCAUUCUGUCUUUUGUGUCUUAGCUUAGGAAUUUGACCAUCGUUUUGUAGACUGAAUCAUUGCUUUUAUUUUGUGACAGAUUGUUAUGAUAUAUGUCCCAUUUUGUGACAGUGAUUGGGCAUUCAUUUCAUAGAGAACCUAAUUUAAUCUGUACUUUAGCUUGCAUCUUUCUAGUUUUAACGUACUUGUGUUGGGUUUUUAA